Messenger RNA from Cordyceps fumosorosea ARSEF 2679, 2970 nucleotides. RefSeq lists its product as hypothetical. The record is from RefSeq and is a predicted model, not a curated record. Bases 1 to 2970 code for a protein of 989 amino acids. The transcript has a single exon. Lineage: Eukaryota; Fungi; Ascomycota; Sordariomycetes; Hypocreales; Cordycipitaceae.
AUGAAUCGAUUUCGGACCAAGAAGCGAACGAAGGACGAAGUGUCCGCCCCUCGUCCUUCUAUGGACAGCGACACUGCCGGCCCGUUCAAACUCUUUGGCAAAAAGAAACUACCCGAUACCGACUCCAAACAGGACCUCAACAUUGAUAGCGCCCUUCCUUCCAGCGACGAUUUCAGAACCAGUCUUCUCAUGACUGGUCUCUCAGCCCGAUUCUCUAUGCUACGAGAGCAAGAUGACCCCCAUUCAAAGCUUGGUAAAGCCAGCGAUGAUAGCGUACUCUUUCCCAAGCGCCAGUCGAGGCUGAUGGACUUUGGUUAUGUUUCGGGUUUACAUGACAUCUCUGAGAUUGAGUCUCUCCAAGCCGCGUCACUCACUCGUGUCGAUUCAUCACAUGGAUCGGAGGACAAUGACGCGGGCAACAUCAUGGACAGAGCUCGUCCCAAUGAUGGAAAUAACCUAUUUGGCGGCCGUCAGAAGAUCUACCGUAUUGGUGCUGGCGCCAAGACAGGGAACAACGGCAUGGGUGGCCGUAUUUUGUAUGACGAGGAUGUUGCCAAGUCAGCCUUCCAGAAAUGGAAACAGUCGGAGAGAGAAAGAACCUCUUUUGAAGAUAAGGUUGAUGACACACUGGAGUUCGACUCAGCCUUCGACUACAACAAGAAACGCGCCACAAACUCGACAACAUCAUCUGCUGCGUCUGUCGGGCGCUACUCUACAGCCGCCACCUCGAUUGCAUCCCAGGUACCCUCGACCAAGGAUGGCCAGUACUCAAUGCCCUCAUCGGCCAACAGUGUGGAGAGAAGCUUCACACGCACCAGACGGUUAUAUGAGCAAGGCUUGACGCAGGACCUGCAGAACCAACAGUCCUCUGCACUAUCCCGGAUAGACACACUGUCCAAGUCACACCGCAACAAGCCCUCGCCAGACAGCACGUCUGUUACCUCUCCAACUCCCACGACUUUUGGUGAUCGCAUCUUGGAGAGACGCACUCUUCUCACCAAGCAGAGCGCCCCCAACUUGCGGUCUUUUACGCCGCCAAUCUCUGGUGCUUCCCCCAAGGCUCCAGCCGAGCCCGUUCCCAAGUUUACAACUGAGCAGAAGCCCAGUUUUGGUGCCAAUCCGCCCUUGAGUCCCCCAAUCAGUGAGGCAGAUGAUUAUCCUCCCAUGUUACCCAUCCAACCCAACGAUAAGGGCAAGGCAACGGCCAUGGGUGUCUUCAACAGACCGGUCCAACAAUACGACGACUCGAAAUUUGCGCAGCGCCAGCAACAGAUGCGCAAAGGACGUGAUGCGUCUGAAACCCGCAGCCAGACUGGUGGGCGAUCAUCUCAUGAUGCUAGUCGAUCUAGAUCAUCUUCGAUGCAUCGCAGCCUCCGCGACCGUAUAGAAGCUACUCCGAGCAAGGCUGAUCGUUUCGGCAAGAAGGAUUACUCGUCGGCCUCUUUCUUUGACGAGAGUGACGAUGUCCCUGGAUCCAACAGCUACUCAAACUUCGCCACUUCCUUGGGUGCCCAGUUGAGCAUUGAGCGUCCGAACGAUGAAGAUCACCCUGCAUUUCGCAAGUCAGCUCUACCAACCCCGCUUUCGCUGUCAUCCAGAGCAUCCGACGAUAAUUCUUCGGUGGAAGACAAGGCGGACCGAAAUUCGCGUUUCCGAGAUGAGCCCCCAGAAGACUCUCCUACUCUGGGACCUGGGGUAAACACUGGACUGAGCGGAAUGGUACGCCACCAUCUCCGAAGCGACAGCAAUGCUUCCUCUAUAUAUGAUGCAGCUGCCCAUACGCCCGAUGUGGACUCCCGUCAACAGUCGGGAUCGCCAGACUCCAGGCAACGAGGCCAUUUUGGGUAUAAUCCGGGCUGGGGAUUUGACGAUAACGAGUCUGCGAUGGAGCGUGGCACGUGGACCCCGACGGCUAACCAGCCCAAGCCUGUGGCCCGCGGGGAACAAGAUGAGUUUGCUAGACACUUGGCGGAUGGAGCUCGACGGGUUCGCGAGAAGCUCACAUCGUAUGCAGAGCCUGAUAUGGAACAGUCGUCGCCAGCCUUACCGCCGACCGAGUCGGCCAAGGACUUGGCCGGCGCUAGAAGUAAUGCACUUGGACUCCGCGCCAUGUCAAGUCGUACGUCCCUGUUUGACAGGGGCCGGGAUCGAGACAGUGAUACAAAAUCGAAGAGUGGGAAGUCUCCUGCACCUUCAACGCGGAAGACGUCGGCGGAAACCGCGCCGGAACCACCGGUGCCGGUAGCCAAGGAGGAGACUGUACAUGCUGGCUUGAAGGCCUUCCGCCAGGCUAGAAGAGAGCUCCAGAAAAUGAAGGAACUCGAGGUUCAGCAGCGACACGCUGGUUCGCCGCAAAAGCCAAGCCCCCGACUUGACCGGCCGGCCGUCCAGCGAACAUUUUCUAACGACCCGGCAGCAUCUCCUUCCCAGUACCAGCAAGCUGGCCAGCUGGCGAAAGCCCCGAUGGUCUCGGACAGAGAUCGCAGUGGGUCGGAAAGCAGCCGUGAUGGCCGUGAAGCUCAAAGGCAAACGACCUCUCGCGGUGCAUCUUCUUCCAGCGACACCCGGACCAUGAUGUCGACGUACCCGAACAAUCAGUUACCAAUGAUGAACAGGAAGCGAGAUAUUUCGGAACCGACGUACCUGCCUGAUAGCCGGUUUCAUUCCUCGAGCCUCCCUGGGGCCACCGUGCCUCCUCCUAACCUUCACGCCCCCCUUGGAGUCCCUCCGUUGCCACCUAUCAACCCUCGGCGGAAGAACGGGCCGGGGAGCCAGUUUCACCGUGGCAGCGACCAGACUGUCGGGGGCAACACGGAUGGCUCGUACGAUGAGAGCGGAGAUGAGCAAAGACGACCGCUGUAUAGAGCUACAAGCGACCAAAAUCGGCACUAUCCCCCAGCGCCUACUCACCGACCACCGCUCCCUCAUGCCAACAUGUCGAGCAACAGCCUGCCCGGAGGCAUGAUCUAA